CAGGAACCUCGCUUUAAAAUGGCGGCAUUCAGUAUACACCCCUGCUAAAGGCUCUCCCCCCCGCACCCCCAGCACCCGGGCCACCUCGCGCAGCGCUGCUUUUGCUUCUGCCGCUAACAGAUGGCAUGUGCCACUGUCGCUGCCGCUGCCCCUACCGCUGCCGCUGAGAGCAGGGCCCCUUAGCCUCUGGGUUUGCGCUAGCAGCAUAAGGUUCUGAAAAUUGCCUUUUCUGAAAACUCUGCUGCUUGGAUUCUCCUCUAGAGCUGUCUCUUUAUAAACCUCUCUCCCUGCCCAUACCGUUCCCCACCCUCUCCCUCCCCAGACCUGGUGUGCUUGUAGUUCACUGUCAGCAACUUGUCCGUUUCUUUUUUUCUGUGAUUCUCGGUUUUCUUAGUCAUUUUCCCUCCCCUUGAUUUUGCAUCAAAAAAAUUUUUGGGGUUCUAAUAUCCUUCCUAAUCUUAUUUUUUAAAGCUAAGAAAUAGGGAGAAAAACCUUUCUCCCCCGCCCCCUGAUCUGAGACCAUUCCACAAAUUGAAGGGCAGCCAGCAGCAUAUGCUUUUUGCAAGAAUAAUUGAAAACAUCAACUGGAGAGCACAGAGUUCUUUUGAAAGUCUGCCAGUUAUUGGAAGUAAAAUCAGCAAAGGAACACAAUAAAACAUUCAAUAUUUUAACCUUUACAGUUGCCUUCUUAGGAGUUGGUCUCUAAUCUGAUUUUUACUUAUUCCGAUACAAUUUUUAUUUUAUGAUUGGCUUUUUGCUUGACUAGACCAGAUUUGACUUAAAUGAAGACCUAAAUACUAACAAAUAGACAUUUCACCAAAGCAAGCUGUUACCUCUUCACAUUUAGCUUGAAUUCAUUUUUAAGCCUUUAGCAAUCGGCAGUAAUAUUGUCCUAAAGAGGGUGUACUUGAUUUUAAUUUUGCUUUCAAUAUGACGGCUGUCAAUGUUGCCCUGAUUCGCGAUACCAAGUGGCUGACUUUAGAAGUCUGUAGAGAAUUUCAGAGAGGAACUUGCUCUCGAGCUGAUGCAGAUUGCAAGUUUGCCCAUCCACCAAGAGUUUGCCAUGUGGAAAAUGGUCGUGUGGUGGCCUGUUUUGAUUCUCUAAAGGGUCGGUGCACUCGAGAGAACUGCAAGUACCUUCACCCUCCUCCACACUUAAAAACGCAGCUGGAGAUUAAUGGACGGAACAAUCUGAUUCAACAGAAGACUGCCGCAGCCAUGUUCGCCCAGCAGAUGCAGCUUAUGCUCCAAAACGCUCAAAUGUCAUCACUUACUUCUUUUCCUAUGACACCAUCACUUGCAGCUAAUCCUGCCAUGGCUUUCAACCCUUACUUACCUCAUCCUGGGAUGGGCCUGGUUCCUGCCGAACUUCUACCACACACACCUUUUUUGAUUUCUGGAAACCCACCUCUCGCAUUGCCAGGAGCUCCUGUUCAAAAAGUGAUGCGUUCAGAUAAACUGGAGGUUUGCCGAGAAUUUCAGCGUGGAAAUUGUACCCGUGGGGAGAACGAUUGCCGCUAUGCUCACCCUACGGAUGUUUCCAUGAUUGAAGCAAGUGAUAAUACUGUGACAAUCUGCAUGGAUUACAUCAAAGGUCGAUGCUCCCGGGAGAAAUGCAAGUACUUUCAUCCUCCUGCACACUUGCAAGCCAAACUCAAGGCAGCUCAUCACCAGAUGAACCAUUCAGCUGCCCCUGCCAUGGCUCUACAGCCUGGUGCACUGCAACUGAUACCAAAGAGAUCGGCAUUUGAAAAGACCAAUGGAGCCACCCCGGUCUUUAAUCCCAGUUUUUUCCACUACCAACAGGCUCUGGCUAACCUACAGCUCCCGCAGCCAGCAUUUAUCCCAGCAGGGCCAAUACUGUGCAUGGCACCCGCUUCAAGUAUUGUGCCCAUGAUGCACGGUGCUACACCUACCACUGUGUCUGCAGCAACAACACCUGCCACCAACGUUCCCUUCGCUGCAACAGCUACAGGCAAUCAGUUGAAGUUCUGAACAGCAGAAUUAUGGAGUAUCGGGAUCUCUCCAUGAGAACCUCUGUAUGGCCUUUCUAUAUAUAUUCUCGUGUGUCCUCUUCUACUAACACGACAAUAAGUGUGGUGCAGUCAAUAUACUAAGCAAAGCAAAGAUACUAGCCGACAGAUUCAGAUAAAAAAUAAAGCAUUACAAAUCAAUGGAGAUGUUAAAACAAAACACAAAUAGAAAACUAAUAACUACCAUUUGUCUUAUUUGAAUUAUCAAGUAGAACAUGACCAUAAAAUUGUGUAACUUGUUACAUUACUCUUUGUGAUUUUCCAGUAACCAUGCUAAAUGAAUUUCCACAGUGAACCGUUGGCUUAUUAUACAUUCUUGGUGGUUAAAUGCUCAUCUGUUUUUGAAGUAUUACCUUACUAUUUUGUUUACAUAAUAGUCUAUUGGGUUGAUUUAGAAUGUAACACAUAUAUUCAGUACCAUUUUUCCUAUUAUCGUAUUGUGUUGUGUUGUGUUAGGUUUUCACAUACUGUAGUGUUUUGCUAUGUAUGUAUGGUGUUUGAUUUCAACUAAAACAUUAGUGGGGAACAAAAGUAUAUGUGCUUGAGAAACAUGACAGUUUCACGUUAAUAUGUUCUCUCUCUUUCUCUUUAGAAUAUUUCUGUAGGUUUCUUGGGGCAGACACUUAAAAGACCUCACUUUUGAGUAUGCACAAAACCUGUUCAUAAGCAUGCAUGUGUAUAAUUUGUACCUGCAGAUCUGAAGUUGCAUAAUAUAAUCAAAUUACUAGAUUUUUUGCAAGAGAGUAAUAAUUGCCUGCACAAAGGAAGGAACUUCUUAAAACAUUAACCCCUAAUUCACCUCUCUUAAAUAGCUUGAAAAACAAGAACUUACUUUUAAUUGAAUUUCUUGGCAUUUAAUUUAAAAUUAUGUAAAGUGCCCAUUACAUUUUUUUGUGGCUCAAGAAUCCUAUCUCCUAGGUUGAGUGUCUAAAACUGAGCCAUUUGUCAUCUUCAGCUGAGAAACUGGUAUUGGGGGCUUAAAGGUAUGCUAAUUACAGAUUAUAAAUCAAACAGAGAGAUGGGGGUGUGGAGAUAGUUCAUACAUACUGGAGGAAAGUGUAUAAAACCAUUGCAAUGUAACCUUUUACACAAGUGCCAUUUUCCAAAUGGAAAUGGCUCAUGAUCUCUAGACUACUUUUGAAUAAUAAAUAAGAUGCAAUCUAGCAAAGGUCAGUCAGGGUGAAAGAGAAUUGGUUCCAAAUGAGGCCUUUCCUCCACAAAUGGACAAUCUUCUCUGUUAAUCACAGGGAGCUUGAGUACAGGUUUGGAGAAAUGGCAGGAACAGGGGACAGGAGGGGUUUAAAAUUAUUCUUUGAUUUAUUCAAAAGAACUAGGAAAGAUAACUGCAGUUGUCUUUAGCUUCAGUUCAACUGAGUUUCCAGUUUUGUUAAACACUUCAGAGGAGGAACAAGCGCCCAUGAUAAUACAGCAAGUGUUUCCUGCCCAAACUUUAACAUCAGAGUCUCUCAUGUCAUAAUAAAGCCUUUCUUUUUGUUUGGAUUCAUUUGCCUUUAUAUGUGUUUGAAAAUUAUAAUACAGAAGGGUUUUAGCACCCUUUGGAUGAAACAGUGGCUAUACUCCACGGAGCUGAGCUGAAUUCACAUUACUAAUACUUAUGAAAUAAUUUUACAACCAAGUAAAAUAGUAAUUAAUUGAUCUCCUCCACCCUAGUCAGUUAUUAACAUUACUGUUAUACAGUGGUGGAAAUAUAUAUUUUACAUCAACUUAGAUAGAUUUAAUAUGUUCUAGUAAAUACACCUUCUGCUACUGGAAAGUAUAAAACCAUCAAAUUUGAUAUAUAUAAAAGGGUUGUUUUGCUCCUUCAUAAAAAUGACAAGCAAAGAGAAAAUCUGACUUUAGAAUACCUUAAGCCAGCUAGUGGUGUUUGAAUCAGAGAACAAUGGAGUUGGCAAAAACCUUUUCUCACUUGAUGAAACUGAGGCCUAGGGUAUGUGACUUGCCCAAGGCCACCUAGUCAUUGGGGGACCCAGAAAUAUAUACUGACUCCCAUUGUUCUUCCUUUUCACAUUGUUUGUGCUUAAGAACAUUUGAGACUCUAUGCCAAAGCAGGUUUGGCUCAGAAUAUAAGAGAGCAAAUUUAGCUCUCCGGUAGUUGGUGUACUAUUGAUCUUAAUUAUCAAUCUAAAUCCUGAUGAACAGUGAUAUCUAAACAGUCUUGCUUAUAUUGGGUCACUGUCAUCUGUUAAUAGCGUUGCCUAGAGUUAGAGAUCAAGAAUUGUCCUUUUACCUGUGGACUCUUUGAACCACUUAAUUUCUGUUUCCUGAAAUCUUAACAUUGCCGUAGAAGAAAGUAGAGUAUGCCUUUUUGAAAUUCCUUGUGUAGGGAACUCAGUUUUGUAUAAUCUGUGCCAGAGCCUCUCCAGAAGGGCAGAUCUGAUUACUUAAAUCCAGGAAGGAUGCACUUGAGCUACCCUGGAUGUAUUCAUUAAAGGAGAGGAGACAGGAAUGUUUUUUGUGCAAAAUGAACUUUUGUGUACUUUGAUAUUUUGAUGUAACGUACUAUCUUGUGUAACUUUUUCAACUUUUGGCAAAGAUGUACUUAGAAAAUAAACCUAGAGUACAGCUGUUUUCAUGUUGCUUUAAGCACUGGAAGACAUUAAUAAUGACUUAUUUUUUUAGGAAGUGGUUCCGUGAGGGAUAUUCAGGGUAGGUGUAUUUUUGGUGCCACAGUUUUCUACACUGUUGGCAUUUUAAAAGUUGCUUUGUAAAUGAAUUUAAAGAAAGAAAGCUCAAAGCCCUAAAGUUUUGAUCAAAUUCAACAGUUUUGAGAAAAAUGCAAUUUUAAGAUAGCACUCAUUAACAUGGUUGUGCAAUGACUUAUUGAAAUUCUCUUUAUUCGAGAAAAGAAAAGAAGAUAAGUCAUUAGACUAUAAAUUUCCAGUUAAAAAAGACAAGUCACAAAACUAAUCAGUGACUCUAAACAAAAAUUUACUGAAUCAACUGUAUAUAUAAAAUUCUAACCACUUGUGAUUCUUAGUUAACAUUUUAUAAGCUUUGUAUUUUACAAGGGCCUCUAUUUUUAUUUAUCCAAAAUUAUUGCUUUUGUCCAUUGCUCUCAGCCUUUUGCAAAAAUAUGCAAGAGUGCUGAAACUUGGAUAAAAUGGGUCAUAUAUACAGAAAAAAUACUCUAAAAGUUAUCUCUUAAGAGGGUUUUAGCAGUGUCAAUUUUUUAAUAAAAGAACUAUGUGACCAUAACAUAAGUAUAUUUUAAAAAGGGAUUAACAUUAAAUUAAAAUAAAUGGAUUCAUAAAAUUGCUAUUUAAAUACAGUAUUUACUUUUGCAGUUGGAGCAUGAUUCCACAACCAGCUGUUGCAUUUCAUUUCACUUUUUGAGAUUAGAGUCUUUAAUUUGUAGUUAAUUGUGAUGUGGAAAGCCAUCUUCUCCCUACUCCAUCAAUCUUCUCCAUCCGUUUUUGAACAUGCUAAAGCACUUUGAUCUUGCCAGAAGUGUUGUCCUACACUACUAGGCUGUGUUCACUAAUGGAAGGCCUCAGCUCACUUGCUCUCCAAUUUGGGAAAAACCAAAGCAAGUACCUCCUCCCUGCCAUAAGCAGGAACCAAAUGAAAUUAAACUUUACAGCUUGAAUUUAUUUUAAAUGGCAUAGUGGUAUGUGGAUAAGGACCAACAUUUACAUUCCAUUUUAUUAAAUAAGAGAGAAGGCUCAUGUGCUACUUGAGAUGUUAUUUGGUUCUUUUCCCCCCUCUUUGGAGAGUGUAGAUGAGGAUGUUCUUAGGUAAAAUACAGUGACAAGUUUUCUGAGUUCUUUUAGCCUAUAGGGAAGGCUGUGACACACAAAAUGAUUAGAAACUGGAGUCCUCAUUCUUUUUCUCCCUUAUACAUUUCACACAUGUUAAAAUAGAAAUAGAUAAAAUUUAUGAGGGAAAUCUAAUUUCCCAAUUCUGAUGAAUAGAUUUAGUAAGAUAGUGGCCUAAUUGUACCAGUGCCUGUCGAAGGCAAUAUAAUAAACAACAUGUAAAGAGAGUAUAACAACUUUUUUGCAAAUUUAGUUGGUAGCCUAAUCAAACUGUAAAUAUAAGUACAAAUAUAGGUUCUGAGCACCAACUCACUAAUUGGUGCACGUUUUCAUUUUUCUUGUUAGUUUUUAAGAUUUUUAUUUUAUUACUUUUUUAUAUCUCUAAGUAACUAAUGGAUUUAAUUUUGAAGGAGAGUUAGAGAAAGUUUAAGUUUUUAGUACAUAUAUUCAGCACACCUAGAUAGGUUCUAAACUGACACUGAAGCAUGACAAGAUAAAGAUUAUAGUCCAAAACUAUUCUUUACAGUUCACAGUUUAAGAACAAAUUUAAGUUUAUAUACAAAUAAUAAUUGUUAACUAAUGACUAACUAAUGACUAACUAAUUGUUAACUAAUGAUAUUUAGUCGUUGCUUUGGCAACAAAACUACAACAUGGCUACCUUUAGACUUUUUUAAUGUGAAAAUUUUACUUGUAAACUAUACUUGGUUUGUGACAGUAUGAUCAUAUAGAAGAUACAGCUCAAAACUCAGAAAACAUAUAUGGUUGAAUUUUUUUAAUAUGAAAGUCCCAUAUGUGAAAGCUGAAUUUGUAUCCUUGUGUGACUUUUUAGUCUAAAAGUUUACAACACAUGGAUUCCAGAAUCAAGCUUUAUUGUUUAUAGAAUUUGUCGUGUGGAUAGGGUUAUUCCACAGUAUUUAGACUUCAAAACACGAUCAUUGCAUUUAUAUUACCUGACCUUUUUUCAUAACUUUCUUCAAAAUUACCCUAUUCAAGCGGCUUAGCUGUAGCUGCAAAAAUUCUGUUUCUGGAAUUACAUACAUAAAUAUAUCUACAUGAGGAUUAAAGCAUGGCUAAAGCAGAGUUUGAAAUUAAUUCACAUUUGUAAAACCAUAUGUAAAAGUACUGUGGAAUGACCCCUUAACAGUGUUUAAGAGACAUAUGCUGCAGUUAACUGAUCGCCUCAGUUAGGGUGCGAAUGUGUGAGACACACCUUUUUUGCACUUAUGUACAUAGUCCAUGAGAGCAAUCCUUGGAGCUUUUUUUUUAAAUGUAAGAAGUCUGUGAUAAUAGUGGAAAAGUUAGUAAGAGAGAGUUAUUUCUAAGACUUUGAGAAGGAGGGUGUUUUUGCUAUAAGGCUUUCCUAAAGCAUGAUGUUGCUUUGCUGUUGUGGAGGCUUUCUAGUUUGCUACAGCUCACCAAAAGAGAAGACUAGUAACAGGUAACAGGUCAACUUCAGCUAAUGGCACUGAACAAGAGUGAAGUACUUAGUUUUUUAGCAAGACCACUAGCAAAGAUUCUUUGCUUUUUAAAUCAACCCUAAACACAUGUGUGCACGCACACACACCAGGCAGGUUUCUGGCAGAAGUUUUCUCUUCUCAAUGGUUGCAAGCAGUGAAAUACCCUCCCUGUAAAUUACAAGAUAGAUAUUCUCAUUAUGAUUGAAUCAGAUUUCAUGUUUCCCAGAAAAUUAUCAACUGCUAUAUACAUUAGUUGAUAUGUAUACCAAUUAAUAUGUAUUUAAGUGACAACCAAAUUGUUAACAUUGACCACUAUUCCUCCUUCAAGAUCCAGUAACCAAAGCCAAGUUAGCAACCAUUGACAGAUUUCAUUUAACGGUUAAGUGUGGCCAGCAUAAGGCAAUUCCUUCCCUUUAACAAAGGCAAAAAUGCUCCUGGCACAACUUUAUAAAUGGCUUUAUUUACAUUAUACCUGUUCAGUGGAAGCUGUUUUCUGACCUACCUUUACCAGAUUACAAAGUACUUCACUGUGCCACUUCAGCCUCCCACUGUUUUAACUAAGCAGAAGAGAACCAGCCAAAAUCUUACAUAACAUAGGAGCUGGAAGAGAAUGUUUCAAUCGGACCAUCUCUGCCAAUUUUAGCUCCCAUACCAUCUACAGAUAGCCAUUUAACUUUCUUGUUGCCCCAGGUGAUAAGGCCUAAAAAAGGUGGAGCUUAGAAAGGUCAAGUAUCGGAUCACCAGCAGGUACUUUGAGUCCUUCAGAUCUUGGGCCAUGUUGUUCUUGCCCUAGAGAAGGAGCCCAACCUGGGGUUGGGGGAGCUGGUACUGGCAUUGCUACCCAUUUUGAAGCUCUCACUUACAGAGAAAGAAAAAUAAGCCAAAGCCAGAAAGCAAUCCAAGCCUUACAGUUGUCCAAUAGCUCAGGGCCAUUUGGCUAGAUUUUUUUUUUUCCCCUCAGCCCAUAAUUGCUUAGAGUCAACCAUACAACAAAUAGCCUGACAAUCUGACCAGCAUUUCCAAUGAUACAGAAUGUAAGCAUUCAUUCAUGAUGUAUUUAGGAACUCCCAACUUCAGCCUUAUCACCAAUGUAAUUUCCCAAUUUAACCCAUGUUCUUGUUUUGACGUUUCCUUGUGAAUCUGUAAGUCACCAGGAAUAUAUUUUCAUAAGAUCAACAGAGAUAAGAAAUUUUAAGUCAGGAAAAAACCUUCUGUAAAAUAGUGGGAAUGACCCUAGAAACAUCACAAAAGAUAUUCAGUGAAUUCAUGGCAUGGUAUGCAUGCUGACAGUCACUGGAUCACACUCUUUGGAGCUUAAACCCAGUGGCUGUCUUUAAAUAAGUAAAACAAAUUAGGGAAUGAAGUUUAACAGAUGUGUAUAGCUGAGGCCAAAAAAUAACCUCUAUUAUUAAGCCCAAAAGGGAUUUAGUUUGACUAAUUCCUAUAGUUUUCAGCCCCUCCACUUGUUCUUGUCUGUAAGAGAAUCAUUCAUUAAUACUCAAAAGCUGGAUUAUUCCAAGGAAAUUUUAUCUUUAAAUAGAACCCAUCUUCAAUUAUGGUAUACCUAAAAGAAAAAAAAUGCAUCACUAUUAAAUAAGUCACAGCUCUUUGCAGAUAUUACAAAAAUCCUCGCUAGUCAUUUUCUACGUCAUACUACUUUUUAAAAAUACCUCUUUAAUAAGACCUAAAAGUAACCUAACCAUUAAGCAGUGCUUUUUUCCCUCCCAAACAUAUAAUCUAAAGAUUUAUCUGUCAUGGCAUGGUUCCAAAGCUUUAUUUCUGUAUAUAGAUGCUAUUUGUUAGUGAUGGAAACAAAUUAUUUUGUUGCUAUGUCUUUUGUGUCUAGCAGAUGAGAGAAUGAUGUGACCAUCAUAUCAUUGGAUUCUGGGAAUGCCCAUUUCAAAAUAAGUUUUCUGUUUUAUUUUAUUAUCGUUAUUUCUGCUUUAAUUACAAGAUGAGCCAUUUGUUCCCAUGCUCCCAAAUUAUAAUCAUUUAAAUUAAAAUUUUUUUGAAAAAAGGAUUCUCCUAAAUAUACUCUUUUUUAAGGGGUAAUUUUAUGCAUUCAUAUGACAACAAUUUGGAAUAAUGUGGAAUAUAGAAGCACAUAUUUUGGGCAGAAAAAAUGGCAAUUUAAAAUACUUUAUAGUUAAGAAAAUUGUCGUCCUUGUGUAACAAUUAUAGCUUUAAAUAAUGAACAGAAUAUUUCAUGAAUAUAAACUCUUCCCAUAAUAUUGUGCCUCCAAAAUUCAAUAGCUCAUUCUCUCAACUGCAGAUGCUUUGAUUUUUUUUUGGUUUUUUUCAAGUUAUAGUGCUGUAGUGCUUGUUUGUAUUUAAAAGUAUGCAUUAUGCAACUCAUUUUAGCAUGCUACAUCCAUGUUUAUUUUUUGUUCUUUUAAUAAAAUGUAUAAAUUUC
This is a messenger RNA of Lemur catta (Ring-tailed lemur), 9679 nucleotides long. It is a transcript of the gene MBNL3, whose product is annotated as muscleblind like splicing regulator 3. The transcript is spliced from 9 exons. The record is from RefSeq and is a predicted model, not a curated record. The coding region runs from base 931 to 1995 and encodes 354 amino acids. Gene Ontology annotation, molecular function: metal ion binding. Lineage: Eukaryota; Metazoa; Chordata; Mammalia; Primates; Lemuridae.